This is a messenger RNA of Gigantopelta aegis, 963 nucleotides long. RefSeq names its product NAD-dependent protein deacylase sirtuin-5, mitochondrial-like. Lineage: Eukaryota; Metazoa; Mollusca; Gastropoda; Neomphalida; Peltospiridae. The record is from RefSeq and is a predicted model, not a curated record. Gene Ontology annotation, molecular function: NAD+ binding.
AUGGCUUGUGGGUCUUCUAAUAAUGAUCCACAAAUUGUUGCACAACACUAUUUUGAUGCUAUUGAAUGUUUAAAUGUCAUCAGAAUUGAGUUGAGAAAUCUUGUUAAUGAGUGGAAUCAUCACAACAUAUGUCCAAGUAAAAGAGCUGAAACCCCUGGAGGUAUUCCAGAGAUAUUAUUUUUCUUACCAGAGCAGUCAGUUCCUUCAUUUCUUGGUGACAAUCACAGUCAACCCUCGUCAGAUAUGAAACAAUUUCAUGAUGAGGUGUUUGCAAGUGCUAAACACAUUGUGAUCCUUUCAGGAGCUGGGAUAAGUGCUGAGAGUGGAAUCCCUACCAUCAUCUAUAACACUUGGAGAGAUACAAAGUAUGCUGAACAAAUUGCUAAUCCUAAGUGUUUUCAAAUUAAUCCAUCCCUUGUCUGGGAAUUUCACCAUUACAAACGUAAGAUCAUGCACUCUAAGCGACCCAAUUCUGCUCAUAUGGCUAUUGUAGAACUUGAGAAACGUCUCACCUCAGGAAGAACAGUGACAGUCCUCACUCAAACUAUUGAUAGACUUCAUCAUUAUGCUGGUUCUGAAGAUGUUAUUGAACUACAUGGGAGUCUCUGGUUGACUCGGUGUACAAAAUGUGGUGACAUUGAGGAAAACCAUACAAUUCCUAUAGUCCCAGCUCUGAAGAUAAAGGGUGCUCCAGAUGUUGAUGCUGUUGAUGCUCAAAUUCCAAUAGAAGAGUUGCCUCAAUGUAAGAAAUGUCAUUCUCUUCUUCGUCCUCAUGUCACAUGGUUUGGAGAAGAACUGGAUUAUGAGAUUAUUAAAAGGGUAGAAGAAAAACUUGCUUUAUGUGAUCUUUACCUGCUUGUUGGGUCCUCCUCUCUUUUCUAUCCAGUUGCUGAAUUUGCUCCUACUUUAGCAGCACGUGGUGUACCUGUUGCAGAAUUAAUUUGCAGGAAACCCAGUCACUAG